GUCCAUAAAGAAGAUAACCUUUGAAUCUACAUGAAACAGAGGAACACAACACAACAAUAAUGGCCUCUCACUUCUUCACACCGUCACCAACACCAACCGCCACAGGUGACGCCGUUUAUGUAGCGACGGUGCCGCUUAAAGCGUCCCCUGGCCCACCUCAGCUUAUUAUGUCUAUGGCUUACUCACUUAACCUCUGGAAACUACAGCAUUUCAUGGUCCUCAUCAAACCUUCUUCUCCUAUUCCUCAGGAGGUAAUUGUGUUUGAUUUUCAGCCACGUAAUCCAGAGAGCAUAGAAGCAGCAAUCUCAGUUUUGUCAGGAAAUUUGAUUCCAGGUGUAGUUCUUGCAAGAAGGCUGAAGAAUGUUCCAAGGCAAAGAUGUUGGAUGGUUGGAUCAUCUAAAGGGAAUGCUAUGGAAAUGGCGAUUGAGUUUAAUAACUCAUGGGAGACUGAUCUUAGAGUUGGCUUUCAUGACUGCCGUCAUUAUACUAAUGAACUUGUCCAACAUCUUACCGGCGAAAUACAAAUCUUGGAGCGACUUCCACGAAGCUAAUGUUAAUAAUAUCCACCUGAGUCAUAGAUGAAACAAUGGUCACUUAUUGUAGUACUUUAUUCAAAUUUCUGCUUGUAACUUGUAAGUAACUAAUGAAAAGUUUUGAGCCAAAACAAGAGCCAAUG
Molecule: messenger RNA, 676 nt
Organism: Camelina sativa (false flax)
Lineage: Eukaryota; Viridiplantae; Streptophyta; Magnoliopsida; Brassicales; Brassicaceae
Source: RefSeq, a predicted model, not a curated record